Messenger RNA from Rhincodon typus (whale shark), 1450 nucleotides. Its product is annotated as zinc finger protein 239-like. Lineage: Eukaryota; Metazoa; Chordata; Chondrichthyes; Orectolobiformes; Rhincodontidae. The transcript is spliced from 2 exons. The coding region runs from base 452 to 1432 and encodes 326 amino acids. The record is from RefSeq and is a predicted model, not a curated record.
CCUCCCCUGGAACAUUGGAAUCCCAGCAGCAGGUUUUGCCAGUCUCGUUUGUAAGGACAGCAUUUUGCACAGGAUAGACUCGGAGCAUUUUCAACUCGGGACCAGCAUCAAUGCGCACUCUCGGGGGUGGGGGGCACAUAUGCAUUUUAUCCUCCUUCAUUUCUGGGCACGAUCUCCUUCCCUUUGGUGUUGGCAUCAAUCCGUUUGCAUCCAGUGCCACUCUCCCUGCCUGAAGAUUUUCACCUCUCUCUCUGAGCGAGACAGGAAGAGGUUUUAAAGAUCGGUGUAUCUGGGAGAGCCUCAAGACAUGCACGUACCCGAGUGAGAGUGUUCCUGUCAACUGUGGAAACACUGUGGGACCUGAUAAAACUGCGCAGCAUUUAUUUUGAGGAGAGACCGUGCGCACGUGUAUGGUAUCGGGGCAAGACUUUAAAACUUAACUUCACGCCUCAUGGAGAAGCCCUGGAAAUGCGGAGAUUGUGGGAUUGGUUUCCGUUCCCCGUCUGCGCUGGAGAUUCACCGGCGCAUUCACACCGGGGAGAGGCCGUUCGCCUGCUCCGACUGUGGGAAGGGGUUCACCAAGUCGUCGUCCCUGCUUCGACACCGGCGGGUCCACACCGGGGAGAGGCCGUUCGCCUGCUCCGUGUGCGGGAAGGGCUUCACUCACUCGUCCGCCCUGCUGACCCACCAGCACGUUCACACCGGGGAGAGGCCUUUCACCUGCUCGGUGUGCGGGAAAGGGUUCAGAGACAAUUCCACCCUGCUCCGACACCGGCGGGUCCACACCGGGGAGAGACCGUUCUCCUGCCCCGAGUGCGGGAAGGGCUUCAAAGAUUCGUCCACGCUGCAGAAGCACCGGCGGGUCCACACCGGCGAGAGGCCGUUCGUGUGCUCCGAGUGCGGGAAGGGCUUCACUCAGUCGUGCCACUUGCUGACCCACCGGCCCGUUCACACCGGGGAGAGGCCGUUCUCCUGCUCCGAGUGCGGGAAGGGCUUCACUCAGUCUUCCACCCUGCUGAGACACCAGCGGGUCCACACCGGGGAGAGGCCGUUCAUCUGCUCCGAGUGCGGGAAGGGCUUCACUCGGUCGUCCAACCUGCUGACCCACCGGCGGGUUCACACCGGGGAGAGGCCGUUCUCCUGCUCUGAUUGCGGGAAGGGUUUCGGCGAUUCAUCUGCCCUGAGGCAUCACCAGGCGGUUCACACCGGGGAGUGGCCAUUCACCUGCUCGGUGUGCGGCAAAGGGUUCACCCAGUCGUCCCACCUGCUGAGCCACCAGCGCGUCCACACCGGGGAGAGGCCGUUCUCCUGCUCGGUGUGCGGGAAGGGCUUCGCCCAGUCCUCCACCCUGCUGACCCACCGGCGGGUCCACACUGGGGAGAGAGGCCUCUCGUCCGCAGGAAGGGAUUCGCCGGGACAGCCUGCCCGCUGAAACGCCAGCAAGUUCACC